UAAAGGCGGUGGGGCAGGCGAGGGCGUCUCUGGCAGGUCCAUAAAGGCGGCGGGGCGGGCGCGGUCCCUCAGGGCGGUGCCGGGGCGGUUCAGGACGCGGACAGCGCUGCGGGCGGGGCGAUGGCGGCGGGCGGGCGGCCCGAGCAGCCGCCGGCGGAGCCCGGGCGCUACGUGGUGUCGCGGCCCGUCUACAGCCAGGCGGGCUUCCAGGAGGAGAACGAGCGGCGCCCCCCGCCGCCGCCCACCCUCCGCGAGAGGCUGCAGCGGGCGAGCAGAUGUUCAAGGAAAAGGGCCUUCCAGAUCACCAAGUCCUUCCUGCCCAUCCUGGAGUGGCUGCCCAACUACCGGGUGCGAGAGUGGCUGAUCAGCGACCUCAUCUCAGGGGUCAGCACCGGCCUUGUUGCCACCCUGCAAGGUUUGGCAUAUGCUUUGCUGGUUGCAGUUCCUGUCGGAUAUGGUCUCUAUUCUGCCUUUUUUCCCAUCCUGACAUACUUUUUCCUGGGAACAUCAAGGCACAUCUCAGUUGGUCCAUUCCCUGUAGUCAGUUUGAUGGUGGGAUCUGUGGUAUUGAGCAUGGCCCCUGAUGAUAAUUUUCUCAUAGAUGGCAUAAAUGCUACUGGGACUAAUGGUACUGGAGCACUGAUAGACAUUGAAUCCAGAGAUGCACAGAGAGUCCUGAUUGCUAGUACCCUCACAUUUCUGGUUGGAAUUUUACAGGUAGUAUUUGGAGUCCUUCAGAUUGGUUUCAUUGUGAGGUACCUUGCAGAUCCACUAGUUGGGGGAUUCACAACUGCAGCUGCUUUUCAAGUGCUUGUGUCACAAUUGAAAAUAGUCCUAAAUGUUUCAACAAAAAACUAUAACGGUGUCCUUUCCAUAAUAUAUACCCUUAUUGAAACAUUUGAAAAAAUUGGUACCACCAACAUUGCAGAUCUUAUUGCUGGACUCCUCACCAUUUUUAUCUGCAUGGUAGUUAAAGAAAUAAAUGAUCGGUUCAAACACAAGAUACCUAUACCUAUACCAAUAGAAGUUAUUGUGACAAUAGUAGCCACUGGCAUUUCAUAUGCUGCUGACUUGGAAAAAAAAUACAAUGCAGGCAUUGUUAAGAGCAUUCCAAGAGGAUUUUUGCCUCCCGAACCUCCAGAUGUCAGCCUGUUUUCCCAGAUGAUAGCAGCCUCCUUUUCCAUUGCUAUUGUUGCUUAUGCUAUUGCCGUAUCUGUGGGGAAAGUAUAUGCAACCAAGUAUGACUAUGCUAUUGAUGGAAACCAGGAGUUUAUUGCCUUUGGCUUGAGCAACAUUUUUUCAGGUGCCUUUUCCUGUUUUGUUGCAACUACUGCUCUUUCGCGGACUGCAGUCCAAGAAAGCACUGGCGGAAAAACUCAGGUUGCUGGUAUAGUCUCAGCUGUGAUUGUUUUGAUUUCUAUUGUUGCCCUGGGGAAAUUGCUAGAGCCCUUACAAAAGUCUGUGUUGGCAGCUGUAGUGAUAGCUAACUUGAAAGGGAUGUUCAUGCAAGUGUUUGAUGUUCCCCGUCUUUGGAGACAGAAUAAAGUGGAUGCUAUGAUCUGGGUUUUUACAUGUGUAGCAUCCAUCAUUCUGGGACUUGAUUUGGGAUUACUUGCUGGCCUUCUGUUUGGAUUGCUGACGGUUGUGCUGAGAGUUCAGUUUCCUUCAUGGGGUGGCUUUGGAAACAUUCCUGGCACAGACAUCUACAAGAAGGUCAAGGACUACAAAAAUGUUAUAGAACCAGAAGGUGUGAAGAUUCUCAGGUUUUCAAGUCCAAUUUUUUAUGCUAACAUCGAUGGACUGAAAAGCAGCCUUAAAUCCACAGUGGGAUUUGAUGCAGUCAAGGUAUAUAACAAGAGACUCAAAGCACUGAGGAAGAUACAAAAGCUAAUCAAGAAGGGAAAAUUAAAAGCUACUAAGAAUGGCAUCAUCAGUGAGCCUGGUAUUAAUAAUGAAGCUUUUGAGACUGAUGAGGAACCGGAAGACAAUGAAGAUCUUCAAGUUCCCACCAAAGAAGUAGAGAUCCAGGUGGACUGGAAUUCAGAACUCCCAGUCAAAGUUAACAUCCCCAGGGUGCCCAUCCACAGUCUCAUUCUUGACUUUGGAGCAGUAACCUUCUUGGAUAUUGUAGCUGUGAGAUCAAUAAAAACGAUAAUUAAAGAGUUUGAGAGGAUUGAUGUGAGAGUAUACUUUGCCUCAUAUCAAGAUAACCUUAUAUCACAACUGGAACGGAGUGCCUUCUUUGAUGAUAUUGUCAGAAAAGACAUGUUCUUCCUGACGGUUCAUGAUGCUGUGCUCUACAUACGGAAUCAAAUGACGUACAGGGAUAACCAGGAUCCCAUAUUUGAGAAGAUUUCACUCAUGCAGGAGUCUAAAGAACCCAUAGAAUUCACAGAAACAAGCCGUCCUGAUGAUGAACUUGAUGUUCAGGAAGAGGCGAUGCGCAGACUUGCUUCAUGAGGAUGGACUGCUGGGACUGUCUUACCUGUGAACUCACAGCAAUAUUUAUGCACUGGUACUAUAGAAACAUUUUCUGCAAUGAAACCAAUCUUUGCACUAGGAGAAAACCCUGAUUGUUUGUCUGAAUGAUAUAGAUCUCUAGAAAUCUCCAAAUUCUAGCUAACGUUAUCUCAGAAAUAUUCUGGACCUUGAUUCAGCAAGCACUUUCCAAUAUGAUAUAUUGAUUAAAAAAAAUCAGAAGACUAUUAUGAAAGAUGUAUUCAGUCUUGGAACUAGUGAGGGAGAGAUGCAUCACACUGUUUUAUCAGUGUAUACAGGGCAAAAAGCUGCUUUGUGGUCUGCCCAGGAGAGUUGAAGAGACUAAAACCUUUGGAUGGCAAGCCUUUUGUUCUGUAUUUGUACAAUGCCUAGCAAAAAGGCAGGAGUUCCAGCUGGCCAAGGGUUUGCAAUUUUGGAACGUUAGUAUGAGCACAUGUGCUAGCAAGUCUUGAAAAACGUAUCACGAUCACUUUUUCCAAGCAAUUCCUUAAACUGCUGCAGUUUGUUAGGUAACUGAAACAGGUGUCAGGUGAAACAGUCACACGAACAGAAAACAGCACUGAACUACUAUAAAACUUUAAAUAGGAUAAGUUUCAAUAGAAAAGACCAUUGGAUAUCAAUUCAUUAGUUCUGUACUAAUCCCAUGGUAGCAAAUCAUGCACUACUAUUAAUAUUGAUCCCUAAAAUGAAGUAUACACAAAAAAAUUAUUUUGGCUAGGUUAACUAUCUUUCAUCAAAAGGCAGAUCAUGACAUAAAUCAGACAAAGGAAAACCUUAGUCCCCAAGUACUUAAUGGAAUCGGUAGAACAGGCUGCUACUGAGCGCAAGUAAGAAGUCAGAAUGUGACCUAGUAUAGAAGUUUGCGGGGUUUUUAAGUGGAAGAUAGGUGUUUAUUUACUUUACUUAAUAGUUAUAUUUUUAUAUAGCAUAUUUUUUCUUUUAAUAUUCUACAUCAAACUGCUGCUGUUCUUUUAUAUUCGACAGUCCAUAAUGCACAAGUGCAAUAAUUUACAAAAGAUAAAGGAUUUGACCUGCAAAACUUUAAUCCUUACUUUAGGACUAUAUAAAAUAGAUAUCAGAAAUCAAUGUUCUUACUUUUGAUGAAGAAAUGUGUUUUGAUGGAAAGCAGAUUGAUACCUUAAUUUUUUUAGCACUACACUAAUUUUUAAAUGGAAAAAAGCCCUGCAUGGUGAAGGAACAGAUAGAUAGUUACAAAAGUGUAAGAAACAGCCAGGUAUAAAAUCCCAUGAAAUUUCACAGUGUGGGCUACAGUGUGUUCAUAUAUUUAAGCCUCCUUACCUGAUUAAGUCAGAGAAAUUUCCCUAUAUUGCACUGCACAAAGAAGAUUUUUGCUGCAAUUAAUGUUAGCAGAAAUCCUCAGGUAAAAGCUAAGCACUAAAUAACUUACUCUGUCCUAAGGACCUGAGUGAAUUCUAUCAAAAUCAGUGAAAAAAAAUCCUAUAAACUUCAGCCAGUCAGACAGUAUCUCACAGCGGAUAACAGCACCAGAACGACAUCUUUAUUCUCUAAUUAAGGCAAAAACUUCAGCCUUCAUGAUAGUCAGUGAAGUUUCUCAUUUCAAAUGCAACAUAGGCUUGAAUGCAGGCAAUACUGAUGUUCCAGUCCAAGUGAGCGAAACCACAGGUUUGCAUUUACAAAUAGACACGUGCCAUUUGUGCGUCAGAUUGGCAUCUCCGCAAGCUGAGCAUGAAGCACCUGCUUAAGCAGCAAGUCAGACGGAUCCACACCACAGGUGGAAGUAUUGAUUUCUAUUUACACUAAUGCUUAGGCUCAGGCUGUGAUUUGACAAUUUAUGCUUUAAGCACUACCUGUCCUCAUUCUCUCCCCCUCUGUUCACCAGCCUAAUGCUCGAGGCUGGCACUUCUGUCUGCAUUACGGACAAAACUCUCCUGUUGGCGCAUGGGCCCAACUUCCAUUAACCUGAAUGUUGGCUGCAGUUGUCAGUGCACACAGUGAUGAAGGACAAGGCCAGUAACGUGUUUCUCAGCAGCUGUAUUUCUUUUCUAAAGUGGAUGUACAUUUUAUGUAAAAAGUAAAAUUAAAAUAUUCUACCUGGGACUGAUGAGUGAGCCUUCAGAUAAUUUUUAUUCAGAAUACAUACUAUGGAAAAGACAGCAUAAAAAAUGGUAGCAGUGGUAUUUUUUUUCCUUGAGAGAACAUCCGUACUGUGAAGUUUGAGUAUGGAUUCUUACUAGACGAAAUGUGGACUUACGCUAUUUUUCAAAUUUUCUCCUGUUCUUGUCAAUACAGGUAUGUAGCAAAAUCAAUUAAAUAUUCAACAGUUUUCCAGUUUCCUUUCUAAAUAUGACAUCUCAGCUGGAAUUAAUUGCCAGAAAAUAUUAUGCAAUGCACUUAUUCUUGGCCUGCUUAUUUCUUCAAGGCGUGGUUGUAUUCUAAUUAACCGGCACAAUAUAUUCAUCUUUUCAUGGAAAACAGCAUUGCACAUAAAGCCUACAGUUACACAAGAUGGUAAAAAUAACACACGGAAGGCAUUCCAAUACCUUUCUCAGUGAGUCAGGGGGUGCGUGCUUCUUAAUUUUCUAUUUCUGUACCCAUUAAAAUAAGAUAUCAAAAUAAUGCAUUUUGCAAUGGAGCUAAAAUUCUGUACAAUUUUGUACUAAUUCAAACCUCCAUGACUAAUGCAACUAGAUGUGCUUUCCUUUUUCCAGCAGAAUGAAGAAGUGGUAUUUUUGUAUGCAUUUUGAGUAUUACUAUUCUGUUUCUGCAUGACCGGUGUUAAAUUUGGAGCUACAUUUUAAGUUUUUUACUCUUUUAAAAACCUGCAUUUUGAAAGUAAUUGUUAACUAGAAAAUAAAGUCGUGCAUACUGAAAACAGCCUCCACAAAUCUGCCUGUUGGGUU
Molecule: messenger RNA, 5381 nt
Organism: Cuculus canorus (common cuckoo)
Lineage: Eukaryota; Metazoa; Chordata; Aves; Cuculiformes; Cuculidae
Gene: SLC26A4
Product: solute carrier family 26 member 4
Exons: 20
Coding region: 121-2460 (779 amino acids)
Biological process (GO): transmembrane transport
Cellular component (GO): membrane
Molecular function (GO): secondary active sulfate transmembrane transporter activity; bicarbonate transmembrane transporter activity; oxalate transmembrane transporter activity
Source: RefSeq, a predicted model, not a curated record